Messenger RNA from Knipowitschia caucasica, 8127 nucleotides. NCBI's taxonomy places the organism in Eukaryota, Metazoa, Chordata, Actinopteri, Gobiiformes, Gobiidae. The record is from the annotation of a GenBank genome assembly.
AUGCGCAGCGACAGAAGGUUUGUGGUUGUGGCUCCAAACCUGAUCCGGACUGACACUGAGGAGAACGUGUUCAUUCAGGCCGACGCCGAAGUCCAAGUUAAGAUCCAUUUCAAAGACUACGUCUCGGAGAAUAUUCUGACAACUUCCUACGUCACUCUCAACAGUGAAAACAAGUUCCAUGCCCUGGCGCCCGUCCAGCUGCCAUCGAACUAUUUUGAACGAGAGAAGAAAGUAAAGCAGUUUGUCUACCUGGAGGUUCAGUUCGGAAAUGAGCACACUGAGAAGAGAGCUAUCCUGGUGUCCUUUCAAUCAGGAUACAUCUUCAUCCAGACCGACAAGCCCAUCUACAAACCAGAACAAUUCGUCAAAAUACGUGUGUAUGCCACCUCUCCAUCCUUCAAAGCCAGUAAUUCAAUGCCAGUCUCCAUCGACAUUAAGAGUCCAGAUAAUGUCGUGGUCGACCAGAAACCAAACAGGAAACCAACUCCAUACGGCAUCGUUCCUGUAUCCUACACUAUUCCUAAGAUUGGGUCUGAAGGAAAAUGGACCAUACAUGCAAAAUUCGAUGGCUGGCCUGAGAACAACUUCAAUACCACUUUUGAUGUUAAGAAUUAUGUCCUCCCUGAUUUCAAUGUCACUGCAAAACCCAGAAAACUGUACAUGGACGUGGAAGAUACUGAGUUGUUCGUGGACAUCACUGCUAGUUAUUUUUUUGGCGAGUCGGUCAUUGGGAAUGCGUAUGUGGUCUUCGGGGUGAAGAAGGACAAGCAGAUCAAGAUGUCUCCGAAAGUGAAGAAAGUCACUAUGUUUCAAGACGGGGGAACUCUCAAUAUCACAAUGAAGGAAAUACAAGAGGUGUGUGCAGUGCAGACUGACCGUCGGACAACGCAGGACUGCAGCGUCCACUCUCUGGUGGACAGCUAUGUGUACAUCAAAGUGUCAGUGCUCACCCAAUCAGACUCUCUUCAGACUCAGCUGCAGACUCUCAACUGCAGACUCUCUUCAGACUCUCAGCUUCAGACUCUCUUCAGACUCUCAGCUUCAGACUCUCUUCAGACUCUCAGCUGCAGACUCUCUUCAGACUCUCAGCUGCAGACUCUCAACUGCAGACUCUCAACUGCAGACUCUCUUCAGACUCUCAGCUGCAGACUCUCAACUGCAGACUCUUCAGACUCUCAGCUGCAGACUCUCUUCAGACUCUCAGCUUCAGACUCUCUUCAGACUCUCAGCUGCAGACUCUCUUCAGACUCUCAGCUUCAGACUCUCUUCAGACUCUCAGCUGCAGACUCUCUUCAGACUCUCAGCUGCAGACUCUCAGCUGCAGACUCUCAACUGCAGACUCUCUUCAGACUCUCAGCUGCAGACUUUCAACUGCAGACUCUCUUCAGACUCAGCUGCAGACUCUCUUCAGACUCUCAGCUGCAGACUCUCAGCUUCAGACUCUCUUCAGACUCUCAGCUGCAGACUCUCUUCAGACUCUCAGCUUCAGACUCUCUUCAGACUCUCAGCUGCAGACUCUCUUCAGACUCUCUUCAGACUCUCAGCUGCAGACUCUCUUCAGACUCUCAGCUGCAGACUCUCUUCAUACUCUCUUCAGACUCUCAGCUGCAGACUCUCUUCAUACUCUCUUCAGACUCUCAGCUGCAGACUCUCUUCAGACUCUCAGCUGCAGACUCUCUUCAUACUCUCUUCAGACUCUCAGCUGCAGACUCUCUUCAUACUCUCUUCAGACUCUCAGCUGCAGACUCUCUUCAGACUCUCAGCUGCAGACUCUCUUCAGACUCUCAGCUGCAGACUCUCUUCAGACUCUCAGCUGCAGACUCUCUUCAGACUCUCAGCUUCAGACUCUCUUCAGACUCUCAUCAGACUCUCUUCAGACUCUCAUCAGACUCUCUUCAGACUCUCAUCAGACUCUCAUCAGACUCUCAUCAGACUCUCUUCAGACUCUCUUCAUACUCUCUUCAGACUCUCUUCAUACUCUCUUCAGACUCUCAUCAGACUCUCAGCUGCAGACUCUCUUCAUACUCUCUUCAGACUCUCAGCUUUAGACUCUCUUCAGACUCUCAGCUGCAGACUCUCUUCAUACUCUCUGCAGACUCUCUUCAGACUCUCAGCUGCAGACUCUCUUCAUACUCUCUUCAGACUCUCAGCUGCAGACUCUCUUCAGACUCUCAGCUGCAGACUCUCUUCAGACUCUCAGCUGCAGACUCUCUUCAUACUCUCAGCUGCAGACUCUCUUCAGACUCUCAGCUGCAGACUCUCAGCUGCAGACUCUCUUCAGACUCUCAGCUGCAGACUCUCUUCAGACUCUCAGCUGCAGACUCUCUUCAGACUCUCAGCUGCAGACUCUCAGCUGCAGACUCUCAUCAGACUCUCUUCAGACUCUCAGCUGCAGACUCUCUUCAGACUCUCAGCUGCAGACUCUCUUCAGACUCUCAGCUGCAGACUCUCAGCUUCAGACUCUCUUCAGACUCUCAGCUUCAGACUCUCUUCAGACUCUCUUCAGACUCUCUUCAUACUCUCUUCAGACUCUCUUCAGACUCUCUUCAUACUCUCAGCUUCAGACUCUCAUCAGACUCUCUUCAGACUCUCAGCUGCAGACUCUCUUCAUACUCUCUUCAGACUCUCAGCUGCAGACUCUCUUCAGACUCUCAGCUGCAGACUCUCUUCAUACUCUCUUCAGACUCUCAGCUGCAGACUCUUCAUACUCUCUUCAGACUCUCAGCUGCAGACUCUUUAUACUCUCUUCAGACUCUCAGCUGCAGACUCUCUUCAUACUCUCUUCAGACUCUCAGCUGCAGACUCUCUUCAUACUCUCUUCAGACUCUCAGCUGCAGACUCUCUUCAGACUCUCAGCUGCAGACUCUCUUCAGACUCUCAGCUGCAGACUCUCUUCAGACUCUCAGCUUCAGACUCUCUUCAGACUCUCAGCUGCAGACUCUCUUCAGACUCUCAGUUUCAGACUCUCAUCAGACUCUCAGCUGCAGACUCUCUUCAGACUCUCUUCAGACUCUCUUCAGACUCUCUUCAGACUCUCAGCUGCAGACUCUCUUCAGACUCUCAGCUGCAGACUCUCUUCAGACUCUCAGCUGCAGACUCUCUUCAGACUCUCAGCUGCAGACUCUCUUCAGACUCUCAGCUUCAGACUCUCUUCAGACUCUCAUCAGACUCUCUUCAGACUCUCAUCAGACUCUCUUCAGACUCUCAUCAGACUCUCAUCAGACUCUCAUCAGACUCUCUUCAGACUCUCUUCAUACUCUCUUCAGACUCUCUUCAUACUCUCUUCAGACUCUCAUCAGACUCUCAGCUGCAGACUCUCUUCAUACUCUCUUCAGACUCUCAGCUUUAGACUCUCUUCAGACUCUCAGCUGCAGACUCUCUUCAUACUCUCUGCAGACUCUCUUCAGACUCUCAGCUGCAGACUCUCUUCAUACUCUCUUCAGACUCUCAGCUGCAGACUCUCUUCAGACUCUCAGCUGCAGACUCUCUUCAGACUCUCAGCUGCAGACUCUCUUCAUACUCUCAGCUGCAGACUCUCUUCAGACUCUCAGCUGCAGACUCUCAGCUGCAGACUCUCUUCAGACUCUCAGCUGCAGACUCUCUUCAGACUCUCAGCUGCAGACUCUCUUCAGACUCUCAGCUGCAGACUCUCAUCAGACUCUCUUCAGACUCUCAGCUGCAGACUCUCUUCAGACUCUCAGCUGCAGACUCUCUUCAGACUCUCAGCUGCAGACUCUCAGCUUCAGACUCUCUUCAGACUCUCAGCUUCAGACUCUCUUCAGACUCUCUUCAGACUCUCUUCAUACUCUCUUCAGACUCUCUUCAUACUCUCUUCAGACUCUCUUCAUACUCUCAGCUUCAGACUCUCAUCAGACUCUCUUCAGACUCUCAGCUGCAGACUCUCUUCAUACUCUCUUCAGACUCUCAGCUGCAGACUCUCUUCAGACUCUCAGCUGCAGACUCUCUUCAUACUCUCUUCAGACUCUCAGCUGCAGACUCUUCAUACUCUCUUCAGACUCUCAGCUGCAGACUCUUUAUACUCUCUUCAGACUCUCAGCUGCAGACUCUCUUCAUACUCUCUUCAGACUCUCAGCUGCAGACUCUCUUCAUACUCUCUUCAGACUCUCAGCUGCAGACUCUCUUCAGACUCUCAGCUGCAGACUCUCUUCAGACUCUCAGCUGCAGACUCUCUUCAGACUCUCAGCUUCAGACUCUCUUCAGACUCUCAGCUGCAGACUCUCUUCAGACUCUCAGUUUCAGACUCUCAUCAGACUCUCAGCUGCAGACUCUCUUCAGACUCUCUUCAGACUCUCUUCAGACUCUCUUCAGACUCUCAGCUGCAGACUCUCUUCAGACUCUCUUCAUACUCUCUUCAGACUCUCAGCUUCAGACUCUCAUCAGACUCUCUUCAGACCCUCAGCUGCAGACUCUCUUCAUACUCUCUUCAGACCCUCAGCUGCAGACUCUCAGCUGCAGACUCUCUUCAUACUCUCUUCAGACUCUCAGCUGCAGACUCUCUUCAGAUUCUCAUCAGACUCUCUUCAGACUCUCAUCAGACUCUCUUCAGACUCUCAUCAGACUCUCUUCAUACUCUCUUCAGACUCUCAGCUGCAGACUCUCUUCAGACUCUCAUCAGACACUCAGCUGCAGACUCUCAUCAGACUCUCAGCUGCAGACUCUCUUCAGACUCUCUUCAGACUCUCAGCUGCAGACUCUCAGCUUCAGACUCUCAGCUUCAGACUCUCUUCAGAUUCUCAGCUGCAGACUCUCUUCAGACUCUCAUCAGACUCUCUUCAGACUCUCAUCAGACUCUCUUCAGACUCUCAGCUGCAGACUCUCUUCAGACUCUCAGUUUCAGACUCUCUUCAGAUUCUCAUCAGACUCUCUUCAGACUCUCAGCUUCAGACUCUCUUCAGACUCUCAGCUGCAGACUCUCUUCAGACUCUUGUUACACCUCUUGUUCCAGGUGGAGAUCUGGUUGAGAUCGAGAGGAGCGACAUCAAAAUAGUGAAUUCACCUUUUGUUUUAGAAGUAAAAAACAUGCAAAAGUACUUCAAACCAAGCUUGCCCCUCCAUUUUACAAUCCUUGUAAAUUAUCACGAAGGAACUCCUGCACAGAAUGUCCCACUGACUGUCGAGAUGAAAUCCAUGCCAACGCUCAAAGUCAUGGGAAAUACUGAUGUGUCCAUCAACAUGCCGCCCGAGAUCGAGGCUCAGACUUUCAUUGUCAAAACUGAAAUGCCGGGUCUAAGUGCUAAAAAACAAGUCAAAAUGGAAGUGACUGUGCAGCCCUACAUCCCGGUGAACAGAGUAACACCCAACUACCUGUACACUCGUGUCGUUGGCAGCGUUCAAUUGGGAGGAAUGACCCUGGACCUGAGUGUUACGUCUGGGAGAGCAAGCAGCAUUCGAGAAAUCACCUACUUGGUCCUCAGCAAAGGGAAACUAUUGGCUGCCAAACGUGUAUCAGUGGAUCAACAACAGGUCACCAGUGUGAGAAUCGACGUCACUUCAGACAUGAUUCCCACAUUCCGCUUUGUGGCAUUUUACAUUUUAGACGGGGAGGUGGUGUCAGACUCAAUCAAGCUGGAGGUGCCCAACACAUGUGUCAAACCACCGAGUGUGAGCACAGCGCAACGCACUGACUUCAGACCUGGCAAAAUACUCAAGCUGAAGGUCCAAGGGGAGCCGUCGGCACACGUCAGUCUGGUGGCUGUGGACCAAGCCGUGUACAAGCUCAGCAAGAGGCGCUUCAACCAAAGACACAUCUUGGACGAGGUGAAUAGCAGAGACAUGGGCUGCACUCAUGGAAGCGGAGCGAACGCAAUGGGAGUUUUCAGUGACGCUGGACUGCUCUUUGCAACAAAUGGCGGACCCUCGACAGACGCCCGGCAAUACUUUAUUUGUCCAAACAGUGUUCGGAGGAGGCGCUCUCCCGAAAUAUUGAGGCAGUUUGAGGCAAAGCACCUCUCGCACUGCUGCAGAGACGGCCUGAAGCGGGUGCGGAUGCCGUACUCCUGUGAGCAGCGGGCGAGCUACAUCACGGAGGGAAUUCAGUGCGUCAAAGCUUUCCUCCAAUGUUGCGUCUUCCGAAAAAACCAAAUCCUCAUCCUGGGAGUUGGUCUGGAACGAAACAGCGGUAUGGGAGCCUCCCAAGACGUGUCAAAUCGUGAGGACAACGAUGCUCUUCAUGGCGGGGACGGCGGCGAUUAUGAUGAUGAUGAGGAAGAGGUAGACGUAAAUGAGAUCCAACUGCGUCACAAAUUCAAAGAAACGUGGCUUUGGGGGGAUGUGGAGUUGCCUGCGACACCCGACCAUGAUGGAGCAGCUACUGCAGUGUUAAAUCCAGAGGCACUACCAGACACCAUUACCCAGUGGUCUGUCCUCGCUGUGAGCUCCUCAAAGAAAACUGGACUUUGUGUGGCUGAGCCGUGGACGUUUGAUGUUAAGACUUCAUUCUUCGUGGAUCUGAAGUUGCCAUUUUCUGUUGCAAGAAACGAGCAGGUGGAAAUUAAAGCGGUGGUGUACAACUUUAUGGAUGAGGACUUGCAAGUGACUGUGGUUUUGGAUAAGACAAUAAAUAUGUGCAGCAGGGCCUUCAAUAAAAAGUACACACAGAGGGUGGAUGUGAUGGGCAUGGGAUCCACGGUCGUGCCCUUCACCAUCGUGCCUCUGAUAGCGGGAGAAUUACCAAUUGUUGUCUCAGCUUAUGUUGAGAACAUGGGCAGAGAUCGUAUCCAGAAGAAUCUUAAAGUUGUGGUCGAGGGAGUGCAGAAGACUGAGAAAAUAUCCAUCCACUUAAACCCUGCUGGACAUGGAGGUAAGCAGGUCAUUCAGACGAGUAAACCGGAGCUGAAGGGAGUGGUGCUCAAGUCUCAGCCAGUAACAAAGAUCAAGUUGACAGGAAACAUAUUGUCCGAAACCAUUGAGAACGCCAUCCAUGACGACCCUCUGAAUCGUUUGAUAAAAAUGCCAGGUGGUUGUGUAGAGCAGAACUUGGCAGGCGUCACUUUCCCUCUCAUUUCCUCUCUCUAUCUGGAUCAAACCAACGGCUGGGAAUCCGUAGGGGCGCAGCGCAAGGUGGAUGCUGACCAAUACAUAAUGACAGGAUUUGGAAAUCAAAUGCGGUUCAGACAUUCUGAUGGUUCCUACCCCCCAUACCGUGGAAUCGGCCCAAGCACAUGGGUCACAGCGUACGUGUUGAAGAUCUUCACCAUGACGUUCUCCAUGUUCUCGAAGAGAGGUCGACCAAUGGACAAAACACACUCCGAUGAAAUCUGCCUAUCACUGAAAUACCUUGUCAAAGUUCAGUCUCCAGACGGCAGCUUCACUGAGACCUUCCCUGUAAGAGAUACAGGCAUGUCGGGAGGCCUCCAAGGCGCUGAUGAUAAAGCUACACUGUCUGCGUUUGUCGCUAUUGCGCUGGCGGAGGUCAAAGAAGCAAACCUCGACUGCGAUUACAUGGGAAUCAUCACAGAGCAAGCGUAUGACAGAGUAUUUGCAUACUUGAAAUGGGUGCCGAGCACCAGGCCAUACACCACGGCCAUCGUUUCUUACGCUCUGUCUUUGCUCCCGGGCUGGACAUUCGACCCGACCAAAAGGUUGCUGGAAGCAUCUUCAGAUGGAACUUUCUGGCCUGAUGCAACCGCAAAGAUGGAGGCCACUGGACUCUCCACGUGGCUCCUGCUGGUCCCCUCUCUGCUCCUGCUGGUCCCCUCUCUGCUCCUGCUGGUCCCCUCUCUGCUCCUGCUGGUCCCCUCUCUGCUCCUGCUGGUCCCCUCUCUGCUCCUGCUGGUCCCCUCUCUGCUCCUGCUGGUCCCCUCUCUGCUCCUGCUGGUCCCCUCUCUGCUCCUGCUGGUCCCCUCUCUGCUCCUGCUGGUCCCCUCUCUGCUCCAGCUGGUCCCCUCUCUGCUCCUGCUGGUCCCCUCUCUGCUCCUGCUGGUCCCCUCUCUGCUCCUGCUGGUCCCCUCUCUGCUCCUGCUGGUCCCCUCUCUGCUCCUGCUGGUCCCCUCUCUGCUCCUGCUGGUCCCCUCUCUGCUCCUGCUGGUCCCCUCUCUGCUCCAGCGUCCAUGGGAAAAGAACGGGAGCAGAUCGCUAACGUCGCUAUGUCACUGGAGUCCGGUGUAA